This is a messenger RNA of Scutellospora calospora, 653 nucleotides long. The record is from the annotation of a GenBank genome assembly. NCBI's taxonomy places the organism in Eukaryota, Fungi, Glomeromycota, Glomeromycetes, Diversisporales, Gigasporaceae.
AUCUUGAAGAAAUGUGUCCAGUUGUAAAAGAUUAUGUUGAUGAUACUACUAAAAAACGAUUGGAAAAAAUUGAAUGGGUAAUUGAUAUUGAAUUUGAAGAUGUUAAAGGAAUGUUUGAUCCUAUAAUUGGCAGGAUUAUUCGUUUAAUACGCGGUCAGUUGGACAAGUGUAAUAAUUGUGCUGCAAUGUUUUUGGUAGGUGGAUUUAGCGAAUCCAAAUACCUGCGAAAAAGGAUUAAAAAAGAAUUUAAAAAAAUACCUGUUAUUGCGAGUCCUGACAAACCUAUUGCAGCUAUUGUUCGAGGUGCCGUAUCCUAUGGUCUCGAUAUGACUAUAGUAAAAUCACGUGUAUUGAGAUAUACAUAUGGUAUUAUGUCCUUACCUGAUUGGAAGCCUGGUGAUCCAAAGGACCGAAAAACUCCAGAUGGAAAAAUUUAUCGCUUUCAUACUUUAAUACAACGUGGAAAGGAAGUGAAUGUUAAUGAAGAAGUUUCCGAUCUUCUUCGUGUUGCAUAUCCAGAUCAGAGAGAUAUGCGUAUGGAUAUAUAUGUUACACGUAGUUAUAAUGCAAAAUACUGUGAUGAACCUGGUGUUGAAUUACUUGGAAAAUUCACAAUUAAUAUGCCUGAUAUUCAUCUUGGCCUUAAUCGUUGA